Messenger RNA from Indicator indicator, 618 nucleotides. RefSeq names its product RERG like (gene RERGL). Gene Ontology annotation, molecular function: GTPase activity; GTP binding. The record is from RefSeq and is a predicted model, not a curated record. The coding region runs from base 4 to 618 and encodes 204 amino acids. Lineage: Eukaryota; Metazoa; Chordata; Aves; Piciformes; Indicatoridae. The transcript has 5 exons.
GGUAUGGCCGAAGUAAAGCUGGCCGUGCUAGGUGGUAGCGGAGCCGGCAAGUCGGCGCUGGCGGUGCGGUACCUGACCAGGCGGUUCAUCGGAGAGUACGCGUCCAACGCCGAAUGCAUCUACACUAAACACCUGUGCCUUGAUGGGAGGCAGAUACACUUGGAAAUUUACGACCCUUGUUCACAGCCACAGCAGGGGAAGCUCUCCCUCACAGACAAGCUCCACUGGGCUGAUGGAUUUAUUAUUGUUUACGACAUCAGUGACAGAGCAUCAUUUGCAUUUGCAAAAGCAUUGCUGUACAGGAUCCGAGAGUCUCACAUAGGAGCUUGUAAAAAAAUGAUUGAGUCAUCAGUAUUUUUGGUUGGCAAUAAACAGGAUUUAUGCCACAUGAGGGAAGUUGGCUGGGAUGAGGGACAGAAACUGGCAAAAGAUAACAAGUGCCAAUUCUGGGAAUUGUCUGCAGCAGAACAUUAUCAAGAAGUUGUGGCAAUGUUCACAAAAGUCCUGAAGAAUAUCACAUCGAAUUUCAAAGUCAAGGAAAAGAGACGACUAAGUGGAUCAAAGUCAAUGGCCAAGUUAAUCAACAAUGUGUUUGGAAAAAGAAGGAAAUCUGUGUAA